AUGUAAAAUUUCAAAUAUUAUAUAUAAACUUUUUAAAUAAAAACACAUUACAAUUCAAUUGGUGAUAAAGGUUCUUCAGGCUUAGGUUCUGGUUUAGCAAAUUGCAUUAAUCUCUCAAAUUUGAAACUUAAUCUUCGUUCGAAUAUAAUUGGUGCAAUGGGUGCAUCAAACUUAGGUUCUGGUUUAGCAAAUUGCAUUAAUCUCUCAAAUUUGACACUUAAUCUUAGUUAUAAUUUAAUUGGUGAUAAAGGUGCAUCAGGCUUAUGUUCUGCUUUAGCAAAUUGCAUUAAUCUCUCAAAUUUGACAGUUGAUCUUUGUUAAAAUUAUAUCGGUGAUGAAGGUGUAUCAGGCUUAGGUUCUGCUAUAGCAAGUUGCAUUAAUCUCUCAAAUUUGACACUUGAUCUUGUUUCGAAUAUUAUUGGUGCAAUAGGUUCAUCAAACUUAGGUUCUGCUUUAGCAAAUUGCAUUAAUCUCUCAAAUUUGACACUUAAUCUUAGUUUGAAUAAAAUUGGUUCAAAUGGUGCAUCAGGUUUAGGUUCUGCUUUAGCAAAGUGCAUUAAUCUCUCAAAUUUGACACUUAAUCUUAGUUAAAAUGAAAUUGGUGAUAAAGGUGCAUCAGGCUUAGGUUCUGCUUUAGCAAAUUGUAUUAAACUCUCAAAUUUAACACUUGAUCUUGGUUCGAAUAAAAUUGGUGAUUAAGGUGUAACAGGCUUAGGUUCUGCUCUAGCAAAUUGCAUUAAUCUCUCAAAUUUGACACUUAAUCUUCGUUCGAAUAAAAUUGGUGCAAUAGGUGCAUUAAACUUAGGUUCUUCUUUAGCAAAUUGCAUUAAUCUCUCAAAUUUGACACUUGAUCUUCGUUCGAAUAAAAUUGGUGCAACGGGUGCAUCAAACUUAGGUACAGCUUUAGCAAAUUGUAUUAAUCUCUCAAAUUUGACACUAUGGCUUUAUGAAAAUUAAAUUGGUGCAAUGGGUGCAUCAGACUUAGGUUCUGCUUUAGCAAAUUGCAUUAAUCUCUCAAAUUUGACACUUGAUCUUCGUUCGAAUAAAAUUGGUGCAAUGGGUGUCUCAAACUUAGGUUCUGCUUUAGCAAAUUGCAUUAAUCUCUCAAAUUUGACGUUUGAUCUUCGUUCAAAUAAAAUUGGUACAAUGGGUGCAUCAGGCUUAGGUUCUGCUUUAGCAAAUUGCAUUAAUCUCUCAAAUUUGACACUUAAUCUUAGUUCUAAUAAAAUUGGUUCAAUGGGUGCAUCAGGCUUAGGUUCUGGUUUAGCAAAUUGCACUAAUCUCUCAAAUUUGACACUUGAUCUUAGUGAAAAUUAAAUUGGUGCAAUUGGUGCAUCAGGCUUAGUUUCUGCUUUAACAAAUUGCAUUAAUCUCUCAAAUUUGACACUUGAUAAUCGAUCUUCUGUUCAGAAUGGGGCCUCCUCUUUACCUCCUAUCAGAUUUGGCCCUUCCCUCCUACCAAGGAGACCGCUGGAUUCGAACCCCCGAUAUCACUGCUAAGACCCUCCGACUCGCCCACUCGAGUCGCUUAGCCCUUCUUUAAUUGGUGAUGAAGGUGCAUCAGGCUUAGGUUCUGCUUUAGCAAAUUGUAUUAAUCUUUCAAAUUUGACACUUAAUCUUCGUGAAAAUUAAAUUGGUGCAAUGGGUGCAUCAGUCUUAGGUUCAGGUUUAGCAAAUUGCAUUAAUCUCUCAAAUUUGACACUUGAUCUUCGGUAAAAACAGUUAAUUUGUUUUGGAUUGUGA
Tetrahymena thermophila SB210 is the source of this 1743-nucleotide messenger RNA. RefSeq names its product kinase domain protein, putative. NCBI's taxonomy places the organism in Eukaryota, Ciliophora, Oligohymenophorea, Hymenostomatida, Tetrahymenidae. Gene Ontology annotation, biological process: nucleocytoplasmic transport; activation of GTPase activity. Gene Ontology annotation, cellular component: nucleus; cytosol; perinuclear region of cytoplasm. The transcript has 20 exons. Gene Ontology annotation, molecular function: GTPase activator activity; small GTPase binding. The record is from RefSeq and is a predicted model, not a curated record.